UCCAGGCGGAUUUUACGGUAACCAAUGUACUGGUGAAUGUGGAUUCUGCGUUGGCGGGGAAUCAUGUGAUCACGUGACUGGUAUUUGCACCAAUGGCUGUAAAGAUGGAUGGAAUGGUGACAAAUGUAAAAAUAUGUGCUCACCUGGCCAUUUUGGAGCAGGCUGUUCUCAAACCUGUGGCACGUGCAAAAAUGGCGAACCUUGCAAUCACGUGACUGGAGAUUGUUCUAAUGGCUGUGAGUCAGGAUGGCAAGGAAAAUCAUGCACGGAUGCUUGCACGAAGGGGUCAUACGGCCAAAAAUGUAGUAAUUCAUGUGGUUUCUGUAAAAACAAUACGGCGUGUGAUCCAGUAGACGGUAUAUGUCCGCAAGGAUGCCAAGCAGAAUAUUACGGAGAACUCUGUGUUCUAGCGUUGACAAUUCCCGGAAAAGAUGAUAAAGUAGAAAAUAGCAGCGUAGGAGGAGACAAUCCUGACCUCUCUAUUCUGAUUGGUGGAAUUCUUGCUGGUGUCGUUGUCGUCUUCAUUGGCAUUAUGCUGUUUGUCGUCAUCAGAAGAAGGAAAAGAAACCGCCAGUCACCAUCAAAACCACAAAGUCGUCGUAACACCCACACGAACGUCGCCAUUGUUCUUAACGAUGACGGACAUUCUAUCAACACGGCGUCUGCGGCACAUUCUCCCACACCGAGCAGGGCUUCCAGUCACGCUACUAUCAAAACUAACUGCACACAAUCUCAUGUGACAGUAGAUGACCAGGAGGUUUUAUAUGUCAAUCUGAAGAAGAAAAACCCGACACCGUUACCCCUGGCUGUACCUUCUCCAAAACUAUCAACUUUCCAGAGAAAGAUUGCACAAAAUGGCAGUAUAGAGCUUGAACCAACCUAUUACAACACCAAAACAGAUCUUAAUGCACAGAACUCGGGGGUACCUGUCCAAGACUUCAGCAAAUACAUUAAAGAAAUGGAAGCAGACAAAACUCGAUUUAAAGAACAAUUUACGCAAUAUCCACACGGCUUAAAAUACCCUCAUGAAGCUGGAAAACGACCUCGGAACAAAUUCAAAAACAGAUUUGCUCAAAUGUUUCCAUAUGAUCACAGCAGGGUGGUACUAGACGAGGAUCCCACAGAACCAGAUUCUGAUUAUAUAAAUGCAAACUUUAUAGAUAGCGUUGAUUAUCCAAAUUGUUACAUAGCAACACAAGGGCCAAAUAAGAUAACAUUAAAAGAUUUCUGGCAAAUGGUUUGGCAGAAUAAAUCCGGCAAGAUUGUAAUGCUGACAAACCUGGUCGAAGAAUCGAAGAAUAAAUGUGAAAGGUACUGGCCCACUGACAGAGUCCCGUUGACACUUGGUGACCUUCAGAUUCAUCUAAACUCUAGUCAGGAGCACCCAUUCUAUACACUCCGAGUGCUGACACUCUCCAGUGAGGAGAAUCCAGAAGAUAUUCGAACAAUCAAGCAGUUUCACUUUACGGCCUGGCCUGAUCACGGAGUUCCAGACACGUUUGAAGUAGUUUCAUUUUAUAAAUGUGUUUUACGAACACCCAUAUCUCUACCGGGACCUAUGAUUGUACAUUGCAGCGCUGGUGUUGGACGAACGGGUACAUUUAUUGCAUUAGACGCCAUGUACCAUUAUGGUAAACGUGGAGGUAACAUUGAUAUUCCAACAUUUGUACAUAAAAUGAGACAGCAGAGGAUGAACAUGAUCCAAACACUGGACCAGUACAGAUUAGUUCACUAUGCACUGCAAGAGGCACUUGGAUACGGGGACACAACUCUGUCAAAAACAGCUUUCCAUUCGGAAUGUCUUAGACACAUUGAACAGUAUAAUAUAGGACAGAAAAAUAGGAUCGCCGAUGAAUUCCAGAAAUUUGAAGAUCUCAAACCAAAACUUGGGAAUGAGAACUUUUUAGCUGCUUUGAGGAAAGAAAAUGUUGAGAAGAACAGGAAUCUUAGUAUAUUGGCAGCUGAUCGGUUCAGACCAUAUUUGUCAACGUAUGUUCCAGAUACAACUGAUUAUGUGAAUGCAGUCAUGGUACCAUCGAGAAACAAUAAAAAUGGAUACAUUGUGUCGCAGCUUCCUCUGAAAAACACAAUAGUUGAUUUCUGGAGAUUGAUCUACGAUCAUGGAUCAAAUGUGAUCAUUUCUCUCAAUGCUCUAGACGAGGAUCAAGAGGAUGCGUGUGCGUGGUGGCCUUCCCUUGGUGAUUCCAUUACAUUUGGGCCAUUAAUUGUAGAGACCCUUGCUUUAGAAACGCCAUGUGCUGAAGCAACGGAAAGAACGUUUAGAAUAAUGCGAAAGGGGAUCAAAGAUUCGAAACUUGUUUACAUGAUUACAUAUAACGAUUGGAGUCUAGGAAAAAAUCUUCCCGGAUCAAUAGAAUCUUUCCUGGUUGUGAUGAGCAGGGCAAGUCUUUACCGCAAAUCUUUCCCAGAAUCACCUAUCACCGUACUCUGUCUGGAUGGUGUAACAUGUUGUGGUAUAUUUGUUAGCGCCAGUAACGUGAUAGAUCAAGUUAAUCAGGACAAUGAAGUUGACAUAUUCAAUACUGUAAGACAAAUACAAUUACGAAGACCGCAGUUUAUAAAGAACAAGGAUCAGUAUUUAUUCGUAUAUCAGACAGUAUGUAGAUACAUUGAUACAGUUACAGUAACUCCGUCAAAUGCCGUCUAUGGAAAUGUUGCUCCGCGAAUAUAAUUCAUAAUGUAACACGGAGCACUCCGUCAAUAUACGCAUAUUGUGGAUGCUAUAAAAGUGCAACUGAAGGGGUUACCAUUGGUUUCAUCUACUUCAAUGGCAUAUUUUUGCUGUUAUACAAGAUUAAUGAUGAUGAUCAUGUGGAACCGAUAUGACUAAUAAAACAUUGUCUAAUGGUAAACAGGAUUGAGCUGCAUUCAGUUAGUAAGUCGGUGCUCAAUUAUGUGCAUUUAAAUUAGCUAAAAGAAAGAAAAACAUUGGAUUGCGUGCAGUAUAGAGUAAUUAUUGUGACAAAAGUGUACGUAAAGUUACUAGUGUACGUAAAGUUACUAUAGUGUGUACGUAAUACUACUAUAGUGUGUACAUAAAGCUACUAUAGUGAUGGCAAAAGAAUUGUUGAGUUAAAUUUUGUAUGUUCUUUAUUUGCCAAAUACAAAUACAGAAAAAAAACUCUAGUCAUGUAAUUUUCUGACAUUUAUAGGUGUGUUGUUUAUUUCAACAUGUAUAUAUAAGAUGGCAUAAUUUAUAGUUUUUUUUCUGAGUCAUUGUUUCCUUAUUGUUAAAUAUGUGAAUAAAAUUUAUUGAUAUUUUUGCAUAUAUUUGUCUUUUUUUGUUGAACUCCUUCGCGACGUAGGUUUUUGACGUUAACGUUAUUUCAAUCAAAUUUAUGAAUAUGAACGCGAGUUGACACAGUGUAAUAUUUAAUUGUCAUAUUUGAAAGUUUGAUGGCUAGUUUGUAUGCAAAGUUCUUGCUUUUACAAGCAACUUGUUAAUUUCACACAAAUUUAUUAAAUCAUUAAGGUUAACGUGAGUAGGGUGAGUCAUGAUGAAAACAAUCAUGGCGGGAUCAAUAACAUUUGACAUGAAAUUGAAUUUAAAAUAUGGCCACAGUAAUAAAUGUUACGUCAUGAAAUAGAUUGUUACUAUUAUUGCGCGCGAGGUUAUUGAUAUUUCCACAAACAAAACACUUUGUUUUUUUGACAAUUUUAGUAAAAAAAUAAAUUAAUGUUUUUUGUUGUUGUUUUUUUUAAAGUUUAUUUUCGUUAGUUUCGUAUAAGUGUGGGUGUUAGAUUGUGUUUAUGGUAUAACAACGUUGAUAGUGACAGAUAGGUGUCGAAUUAUUCAUUCUUUAAUUUGUCCAUAUAGGUCUCACCUCGUAUCACAUUUGACAUUUUCAAAUUGACGUCACUCACUGUCGUAAACUGGUGUUUAAAGUAACAAAUUGCUAUAAAUAUUCCCCUAUAAUUUAGGAUAUGGAAUUAAAACAGCGGUGCUCUUGUAUU
Ruditapes philippinarum (Manila clam) is the source of this 3975-nucleotide messenger RNA. RefSeq names its product receptor-type tyrosine-protein phosphatase kappa-like. Gene Ontology annotation, molecular function: protein tyrosine phosphatase activity. The record is from RefSeq and is a predicted model, not a curated record. The transcript has 22 exons. Gene Ontology annotation, biological process: protein dephosphorylation. Lineage: Eukaryota; Metazoa; Mollusca; Bivalvia; Venerida; Veneridae. The coding region runs from base 134 to 2692 and encodes 852 amino acids.